AUUAACUCACUGACUGCAAGACAAAACAAAACUCAGUAAGUUCGCCUGCUGCUGUAGAGCUUCGUCGACUAUGCACUGUCCGUUUAUCCCUGUCAAGGAGCUUCAGUCAUGAAAAUGUACGGAUUUCAUAUGUCAUGUUCCUCCUGCUCACCACACUUCAGAGAGGUGUUGGCUUCGGAAACUCUCAAAACGAUGGAAUUCUCGUUGAUUCGGCUUGUCCUUCGCCACAAGCGCCGCAAUACGCAGGGGGCCUCCGCUGGAGAUUUCCACAGGGGUUAACCUUAUGCGGCGGGAGAAUCACUAAUUCUAUGAUAAAAUGCUUUACAUUGUCCAUAUCGAACAAACCUGUCCGGCUGCCGCAAUGUUCUACCGUCCAAAACACUUUGGCAAGAGCCUAUUCAUUGACAUGCUCAAAUGUUAUCACGGAGUAGCAUUUGCAGACUCCCAUGAAAAAACAUUUGAGGACUGCGCAUCGGGAACAAAGAUAUUCAGAAGGCGGUUUGCUCUGAGAUUCAAUCUAUCACCUUUCACCGAUGAUUCUGUGGUCCAAUCAUUUUAUGACGAUCUUCUCGUUGGACUUCGACAGUUCUGGUGGUUGCAUCCAAGUUCCUGAUGAUCUCCUGCAUUAUCGUACAGAGGAGCCUCUCAAUAUUCGGCAUGAGGAUAUGCAUGUCGUCUUCCAAAUGACGAUCGAUUUGGUCUCAGACUACUUGUUGGAGGACGGGAUGAAAGCUGUUAAUAGUGUAAUGUUUAUCCUAAUUCCCCUUCGAGACAGGUUUACGUUCUUGUCGACUUGGAAGAUGACUAUGGAAUAAAGUACUUCAUCCAGCACCAUGCCGCCGAUGGCAUCCCCUGG
Messenger RNA from Guyanagaster necrorhizus, 856 nucleotides. RefSeq lists its product as uncharacterized. The transcript has 2 exons. The record is from RefSeq and is a predicted model, not a curated record. NCBI's taxonomy places the organism in Eukaryota, Fungi, Basidiomycota, Agaricomycetes, Agaricales, Physalacriaceae. The coding region runs from base 317 to 613 and encodes 98 amino acids.